UUCUGACAUACAUUCAAGAUGGCGGGUCAAUAUCCUGGGUACAAUCCGUAUGGCGGGCAACAACCACCUCAUCAAGGUACGAUAAUCGUCAUUUAAACCCUUGUAGUCAGUUACCUUACUUCUCUUUUCAAAAUAUAACGUGUUCGAUCUUGGCUUUUUUUCUUUUCGCACAGGUGUUUUUGAACUCGUUCGCUCCAAUCAUUUCUAAGAAUGAAAAUGAAGCGAAGGACGCUAAAACUUUAACAUAGAGUCUUGAUAUACACAAAAACUUCUCCUAAUCAAUAUGGUGUCUUCAGUUGCGAAGAAAAGUGGGAAUGAAAGGCGUGCUUCGUUUUCGAGUCUAUAUAAGCUUAUUGUUUGAAGCUACAAAAGGCAACAUGACUAUUAGACCACGAAUCCCCCCGUCCCUCUCUUUCUUUCCCUCUCCCUCUCUUAGCUAGAUGGACAGACACCACUGGUGUAGCAGAAAGCGUCCAUCUUAAAGAUAUGUCUGCUUCAAUAUAGAGAGUUAAAGAGUAUAAGAAAUAGAGACAUGACUAACGUGAGUUAUUGUCUUUUAAAAAAAAUAUGGAUACCUGUAAUAAUUAUGCUGUGGCUAUAUGCCCGGCAGCGGGGAAGGGUCUUAAAAAUGCCUGGCAGUCAGAAGAGAUUUUGGAUUUUCUCAACAAUGAAAGUAUUCUAUCGUCAUUUAGAAUUACUAAGCGAAUAGGGAAACAGGAAUGGCUUCGGAGGUAGGGUGGUUCCUUGGGCAUAGAGUAGAGUUGACACUGUUUCGACACUUAGAAAAAUUUCAUGAGUGGUAGGGCAUGACUGUUGAGAUAGGAAAAUCCCCCAAAAUAAGUCUCUUUUUAACCUACAUGACACCUCUCCAAGCCACCUCGAAAUGCCAUGUCAUGCAAAAGGUUAGAAAUUCAUGUGUAUUGUAUCACAAAACAAAGAACCCUUUUAAAGUGAAAAAACUCAGAGGAUUGAUAACUGUUAAUUAUUUUGGCAAUGUCAUCUGAAAACCAAGAAUACAUAAAAAUUAUAUUUAACAACUUAGUAUAAAUACCCCCAGUAGGUGAAUAAACAAUGAGUUUGUUAGUUACAUUAGUAUUACCCCACAAUACAAUACCUGUCCUUUUCAACAGGUUAUGGAAUGUCAGGCUAUGGAAGCACACCAGGCUACCCUCUUCAGAUGGGUUAUCCAGCACAUGGUGGGGGAUACCCAGGGAGCUUUGGAGGACCCCCAGGUCCUCCACCAGGAGCAGAUCCUACUUUGUGGAGUUGGUUUAUCACAGUUGACAGGGAUAAAUCAGGGCAGAUAACAGCAGAUGAACUCCAGCAAGCAUUAAUAAAUGGAAACUGGUCACAUUUCAACAGCGAAACUUGUCGGCUGAUGAUAGGUAUAUAAUGUAACACCAUUUCUAAGUUAUUUUUUGUUAGCAACUGAGUUGGGGUAGUGAUUAGGGUUGUUUACCAUUUACAAAUCUGGUUGGGAAGUAAAUGGAACACAACCUUUUGGGUCAUUCCGGCGGAAAAUUUCCAGGAGAAAUGGAACAUUUGAAAAGGUAAUCCUGUUUAUAAUCCGGAAAGAAUAUUCCAAGCAGAAAUUCAUGUUCCAAUUCUUUAAAGCAUUCUUUGAUACUAGUUUCAGGCUGUUGUGGUCAUUUUUUGGUAACUGAUUUGUACUGAUAGAAAGUGCGAUUCUGGGAUUUAUUUAGCAGUCCUACAUUUUAUGUACCAUUUGCCUAAACAGUUGACCAAAUAGUUUGACCAUGUAAUUAAUGGUAAACAACCUAGAAGUAAAAAAGCUUACGAUCUAGAGGAAACAGUUUUAAAAAAUGCACAGUGCUUAUUGAGGGCACUAUUUUUGCAUCUCCUACUGGAGAUGUGGUGAUGCCGAGCAGUGCCUUUAUUUCGCUGCUAUUUUAAGACCCUGAGCAUUGGUCCGGCCACUGGAAUUGAACUCAUUGCCUCCUGCUCUGUAGUCAGGCACUCUCCCUACUUACAUUGUAGCUUAUCCUUACUGUGGUUAUGCAAAAUUUCAUAUUCCACUCGACGCAAUGAUUCACAAGAAGGCAAAAAUUGAUCGGCUACGAUCAGCAAGCAAAGCUACAAUGCAACGUACCACUUGCAAAAGAGCACGCAAGGAGCCCUGCAAUUCCCCCAGGGCUGCCCUGUAGGUCACGUACUGGAGUGGGCAAAGACUGCUAGCUAACUCUCUCAAGUUUAACUUUGCCUAAAUGAUGUUUAGCCACAUUAAAACCUAGCUAUUGAAAACCACAGGCCAGUAGUUCAAAUAGUUGAUAGUGCUAUUGCUAUUCACUGGAUAAUGAUUUAUACAUUGGAUAGCACUAUCCAACUUUUGAACAAAGUGGCUCCAAUCACUGAAUUCAUAAGCAUAAGCAGAAGACAUAACCAAUUGCAAGGCAUCAAAAAGUGUGGGAAUAAGCAUUGUGAUUGCUUGCUCUUUUACUUCUGUGCUAGACUCCAGUGAUCUGGUUUUCAGUGAUGGGUUAUGAUCAGAGUAAGUCAAAGAAAAUGAGAAUGUUCUGAUUAAUGUUACUUUCUUUUAAAAAGUUUACCCAAAUUUUUUUAUUUCAUUGGUCAUAAGCACUCUUAGCACUCAGCCCCCUUGCUUGUCAGUUUUUCACAAAAUCACUUGAGUAGCAUUUGUAGUCGAGUGCUUUUUACUCAGCCCUCCAUGUUAGAAAGACAAGACUACCACUCCUGAUGCUUGAUCAACCAAAAAUUAAUUAAUAAAAACUUCAAGUCUAAUAUAAUACUCAACAGAGUUCUUCUUGGUUUUGAUAACCACUGGUUGAUUUAUUAUUUAGGUAUAUUUGACCGAGAUCAUUCUGGUACCAUAAAUUUUCAAGAAUUUCAGCAAUUAUGGCAAUAUAUUAACCAAUGGAAGGGAGCAUUUGACAGAUAUGAUCAGGACAGAUCGGGAGCAAUAGAGGCUCAUGAGUUGCACAGAGCAUUUGCUGAGAUGGGAUUCAAUGUGUCUGCUAACUUUGUCAGCCUUGUUGUAACAAAGUAAGUCUGUUUAAUAAUGACAAUAUGAAAUAUACAUAUACUGUACAAAACUCUGACAGGAAAAGGAAAAUCUCCCAGCAACGACCUUGUAGACAGUGCUUGGCUACUCUAACAACUGAAUGGGUCCCUUGUUGCUAUUGUUUUAUUUGCUAUUGUUAUUGUUGCUAUUGUUUUAUUGCUGUGGUUUUUGGUUUUGUUUCUGUUUUUAUUAUUACCAGGGUAUUAUUAUCAUUAUUAUUCAAACAGACACAUGUCUCGCUUUUAUGUGGUUUUUUUUUUUAUGGCAUACUAUAAUGUGGUUCAACCAGUUAUGUUUUAAGUAAUAUUUAAGACUGUUUUGGGUUGAAACAAUCAUGGCAAAAUUGUUUCAAAAAAUGUUGGAAUGUGUCUUGUGCUUUAUCCAAACAGGUUUGACCAACUUGCCCGUCGUAGUUUGAGACUAGACAGCUUUAUUCAAUGCUGUGUGAUGCUGCGUGCCUUAACAGAUGCAUUCAGAGUGAGGGAUACAAAUCAGAAUGGAAGCAUUACUAUUAGCUAUGAGGACUUCAUGUGCAUGGUGCUAUUGAACAAGCCAUAGAAUAACGGACUUGAAAGUCUUUCUUAUUUAUUUGAUAAGUAAUAAUGUUAUUUUAAAGCCUGUUUACAUGGAGGUGGGGACGCCAGGUAGAUGAUGUAACAUGCUUAGGUGGGGUAACCAACCUGUCCGUAUCAUGAAAAUGUGAUCAAAUUAAAAUGAGAGAUUAUAUGGAGAGCAGGGGCAUAGCCAGCUUUUGACUUGUUGUAGGCCUGGCUGACUUUCAUUUCCACAUAUCCUGAAAAUUGCACGCAUGACUAGUAGGCACUAACCUCAGUUAUUAAGCUUUUUAGCUCACCCCAACAACCCAUGAUUUAUUACAAGCGGUAGGGUGAAAUAGCUAAAAAUUUGUAGGCGCUGGCCUAUAUGUCUAUGGGCUGGCUAAGCCCCUGGAUAGGCUACCUGGGGUCCCCCACCUUUAUGUAAACAGGCCCUCAGUAGUAUU
Molecule: messenger RNA, 4040 nt
Organism: Porites evermanni
Lineage: Eukaryota; Metazoa; Cnidaria; Anthozoa; Scleractinia; Poritidae
Source: the annotation of a GenBank genome assembly